Hipposideros armiger (great roundleaf bat) is the source of this 1871-nucleotide messenger RNA. RefSeq names its product POC1 centriolar protein B (gene POC1B). Gene Ontology annotation, cellular component: ciliary basal body; centriole. Gene Ontology annotation, biological process: cilium assembly. The transcript has 12 exons. The coding region runs from base 154 to 1635 and encodes 493 amino acids. Lineage: Eukaryota; Metazoa; Chordata; Mammalia; Chiroptera; Hipposideridae. Gene Ontology annotation, molecular function: protein binding. The record is from RefSeq and is a predicted model, not a curated record.
GGGUUUGACUGGGCCGCCGUUGUUGUAGUGACCGGGAGGCGCCGCCGCUCUGGGCAGACGGUUCCGGGCGCCGCACGGUCCCCCCUUCCACCCUGGCCCCUCCUUCCCCCGGUUUCCCCCACCCGCAGGAACCGGGUGCCCACCGCUCCCCCCAUGGCCUCCGCCCCGGAGGACCCGGUUCUGGAGCGUUAUUUUAAGGGCCACAAAGCUGCGAUUACCUCCGUGGACUUUCAUCCCAACGGCAAACAACUUGCUAGUGCUUCUUGGGAUACGUUUCUCAUGCUAUGGAAUUUCAAGCCACAAGCGAGAGCUUUCCGAUACGUGGGUCACAAGGAUGUUGUCACCAGCGUGCAGUUUUCUCCACUGGGAAACUUACUGGCAUCGGCUUCACGAGACAGAACCGUCAGACUCUGGAUUCCAGAUAAAAGAGGGAAAUCCUCUGAAUUUAAAGCGCAUACAGCUCCAGUUCGAAGUGUGGACUUUUCAGCUGAUGGCCAGUUUCUAGCUACAGCUUCUGAAGACAAAUCCAUCAAAGUAUGGAACAUGUAUCGCCAGCGCUUCUUCUACUCCUUGUACCGACAUACACACUGGGUACGCUGUGCCAAAUUUUCACCUGAUGGAAGGCUAAUUGUAUCAUGUAGUGAGGAUAAAACUAUUAAAAUUUGGGAUACCACAAAUAAGCAGUGUGUCAAUAACUUCUCAGAUUCUGUAGGGUUUGCAAACUUUGUGGAUUUUAACCCUAAUGGUACGUGCAUAGCUUCAGCAGGUUCUGAUCAUACCGUGAAAAUCUGGGAUAUAAGAGUGAACAAGUUACUCCAGCAUUAUCAAGUUCACAGCUGUGGAGUGAAUUGUGUAUCGUUUCACCCUUCGGGCAACUAUCUCAUCACUGCUUCUUCAGAUGGCACACUUAAGAUUCUGGAUCUCCUAGAAGGAAGGCUCAUAUACACACUGCAAGGACACAUGGUAAUUUCUCUGACACUUAGCCUCUCACACUCCUUCAGUCAUUUCUUUCACUACUCGGCUGAGAUUAAAAGGAGAAAUUUUACAAGGAAAGCCCAGUGCCUGCUACUCGUGGGAGUUUUAUUAUGGAGGACUAACUUUGAUGGACUCAGUUGUAAAGAUGUUGUUAAAAGAAAUCUCAAAAGAUUACAUUUUGAUUCGUCACCACAUCUUCUUGAUAUCUACCCGAGAACAUCACAUCCCCACGAGAGAAAACCUGAGACCAUUGAAAUUAAUCCAAAGCUUGAGGUAAUGGAUUUGCAGACCUCUACUCCCCCUGUUGUGGAUGUCCUUUCUUUUGAUUCUCCCACAACGACGGAAACUAUUGUUAGAACUGUACCAGGAAAGGAUGAAGAGAUGUGUGGAUAUUUCUCGAACCCUUCUUUAAUGUCAUCAGAAUGUUUAUCAACAACCUUGAAGAAGAAGGCAGAAGACAUGAGCGACGUCCCUUCUGAGAGUCACAGAAGCAUACCGCUCGCUGUGACGGACGCGCUGGAGCAUAUUAUGGAGCAGCUCCAUGUGCUGACACAGACUGUUUCAAUCUUGGAGCAGCGGCUGACUUUGACAGAGGAUAAGCUGAAAGACUGCCUUGAAAAUCAGCAAAAGCUUUGCAAUGCUAUCCAACACAAAAGUUAAACAGAAAACUAUGAGCAGAGGCACGAUAAAUGAACACAUGUACCUAUACACAGAAAGGUAUAGGCUUCGUGUAAUGCAUCCAUGCGCUGAUUAUCAUGGCAUUUCUAAAAAGGACGAGCAACAGAACAAAAGGCAGGAGGGGCAUAAUUACAGACUAACUUAAACCUGCAAAUUAGUGUCAAGGAUUAAUUCAGAUCAUUACCAUGUAUGAUUGCAGUAAUAAAGUGAUAAGCAUU